Messenger RNA from Thrips palmi, 2732 nucleotides. RefSeq names its product kinesin-like protein KIF3A (gene Klp64D). Lineage: Eukaryota; Metazoa; Arthropoda; Insecta; Thysanoptera; Thripidae. The transcript has 12 exons. The record is from RefSeq and is a predicted model, not a curated record. The coding region runs from base 368 to 2371 and encodes 667 amino acids. Gene Ontology annotation, biological process: microtubule-based movement. Gene Ontology annotation, molecular function: ATP binding; microtubule binding; microtubule motor activity.
UUUCUGCAGCCUGUGACAAGACCUCUUUCCACUUUCAGUUGAUUUAAAGAAGUGCACGCAAAUGUUUGUUGAUUUCACUAAAACAAUUUUAUCUUCAAUCCAUAUUGACACCUCUACUGCACUCCAGACACACCCUUUCCCCCAUUUCCACCCCCCUUUUUCUCUUUUUUUUUGGGGGGGGGAGGACAAUGAUACCUCUUCAUUGUUGUGAUUACUUUCCUUAUUAUAGUUACCAAGCAACGAGUACCUAGUUCAGCAUUCAUGGUGCUGUUUCAUGACCUUUUACGCAAGGUUCCUGCUUCAGUUUAUUGUGCUUAUCCUUAAUUCUUCAAAUGAAACAUUUUAAAGAGUCUGCAGGAGAUGGAAAAUGUUAGGUGAUUUCAUAAUUGCACCAGUACGCAUUCAUCCAGAAACCUCCUUUAAUAAUAAAAGUGCACCUAAGCAUAGAAUGUUGCUUCUUGAUUCAUUUGACCCAUGCUACAGAAAUAUCUGCAAUGGUGCAUUGAAAAAUCUUGAUGUCUACAAUAGAGUUGCUGCUCCAAUAGUCAACAAAACAUUGGCUGGUUACAAUGGCACCAUCUUGGUUUACGGACAAACUGGUACAGGCAAGACCUAUACCAUGGAGGGACUACACAGUGACCCAGCACUCAGAGGAAUCAUUCCCAAUUCAUUCAUUCACAUUUUCAGCCAUAUUGCCCAAGCUAAAGAAGAUACCAAGUUUUUGGUGCGAGUUUCAUACUAUGAAAUUUACAAUGAAGAAGUGAGAGAUUUGUUGGGUAAAGAUCAGCGCGUUCGACUUGAAGUAAAGGAGAGACCUGACAUUGGAGUUUUUGUCAAAGAUUUGUCUUCUUAUAUUGUUAAUAACCAUGAGGAUAUGCUACGCAUAAUGACAUUAGGAAACAAGAACCGUGUUGUUGGGGCUACUGCUAUGAAUGUUGAGAGCUCGCGCUCUCAUGCCAUAUAUUCAACCACCAUAGAAUCAACUACUGCUGGUGAAGCAGAGCAGCAUGUCAGAGUUGGACGACUUCAUCUUGUAGAUUUGGCAGGAUCUGAACGUCAAAGCAAGACAGGUGCCACAGGUCAGCGGUUCAAAGAGGCAACAAAGAUUAAUUUAUCACUCUCCACUUUGGGCAAUGUAAUUUCAGCUUUGGUUGAUGGAAAAAGCACUCAUAUACCAUACAGAAAUUCUAAACUUACAAGAUUACUUCAAGAUUCUCUUGGAGGAAAUUCCAAAACUGUGAUGUGUGCAAAUAUAGGGCCAGCUGAUUAUAAUUAUGAUGAAACAAUAAGCACACUUCGUUAUGCCAAUCGCGCCAAAAACAUCAAGAAUCGUGUCCGAGUCAAUGAGGACCCUAAAGAUGCCUUACUUCGUAAAUUUCAGACUGAAAUUGAAACAUUACGCCGUCAACUUGAAGAUCGUGAAGCAAGUAACGUAUCAGAGGGAUCUGAAUCAGAAGCUGAUUCCUCUGAUGGUGAUGAUGAUGUAGAGCGGACAGAGAAGAAGGAACGCAAAAAACGUGGUUCUAGUUCAGGUUUAGGUCAUUAUGUUCCUCUCACUAUGGAUCAAUUAGCUGAUGCAGAGGCUGCUGCUCAGGAUGGCAGAAACCUUGAAGACUGGAAUGAAGAAGAACCACAAGAGACUGAAAUGGAGAAAGAAUUAAAACGUAUUGCAGAACAAGAAGAAGCAGAACUUUGUAAGGCAAGGAGUGAACAGGAAGCUCUUCGAGAAAAACUUCAGAAUCUAGAGAAGAAAAUUCUUGUUGGGGGAGAAAACCUUUUAGAAAAAGCUGAUCUUCAGGGCCAAUUACUUUUAAAGUCUGCUCAGGAAUUGGAGCAAACAAUGUCUCAGGAGCAGCUUCUACAACAAGAACUGCAAAGGAAAGAAGCUGAACGAAUUGAUAUUGAAGAAAGAUAUUCAAGCCUUCAGGAAGAAUGUGCUGGAAAAGGCAAGAAGCUGAGGAAAAUUACAUCAAUGCUACUGUCAGCCAAAUCAGAGUUGGCUGAUUUGGGUCAAGAACACCAGAGAGAAAUGGAAGGAUUAUUGGAUUCUGUUCGCAUGUUAACCAAAGAGCUUGCUCUGCAAGAGUAUAUUCAAAAUAGCUUCAUUCCUCGUGAAUACCAAGACAUGAUUGAGAGGUAUUCUCAUUGGAAUGAAGACAUAGGUGAGUGGCAGCUUAAAUGCGUUGCAUACACAGGAAACAACAUGAGGAAGCAGCUUGCCCUAAAUAGUCAAACAACAACACGUGAGCCCAUCCAACCCGAUAUCUCCAACGUAUUUCUUUCAUAUGGGUCCGACCGCCCAUCCAAUUCUAUCCGUGCAAAGUCAGGAUGCCAACAUGCAGGAUCAUCAAGGCAGUGGCCUCUCAACUGAAUAUUCCAGUUAUACACAAACUUCAUAUUCUGCACACCGCACAGCAUAGUGAUAAUUUCAUUCCAGUAGCAGUGUUAGCUUUCUUGCUCUUGGUCCUCUUUCUGUUACCAUGAUAUUUACUUUGAUAUUGGGCAGUUUUUGCAAUAUGCCUGCUGACAUUGUGAUUUGAGAAGAAACCUGUUUCUUUCAUGAUACUAAUCUAGUCAUUGUUACUCUACCAAUUUUUUUUCUAUACAUUUUAUGUUACAGUAGGUAUUAAGAUUGUACAAAGCUGUCUCACUUCAUAUUGUUUUGUGUGCUUUGAAUAGGAGAUUUUAAUAAAUGAGUGGGUAUGUUCUAAAACAGGAAAAGAACAAAUUGA